AUGACAAAUGAGACCACCGUGACUGAAUUUAUUCUCAAGGGCUUCUCAGACGUGCCUGAAAUGACUCUUAUUAGCACUGCACUCUUCCUUUUCAUCUACCUUUUUGCCCUCGUGGGGAACAUGUCCAUCAUCCUAGCUGUGGCCAGAAACAUCCGCCUCCAUACUCCCAUGUACUUCUUCCUGCAGAAUCUGUCUUUCUUGGACAUGUGCUACACCUCAGUCACUGUCCCGAAGGCACUUAUCAAUUCACUUAUGGGCUUCAAAGUCAUUUCCUUUUGGGAAUGUGUGGCUCAGCUCUUUAUAUUUGUAAUGCUGUGUGCCUCUGAGUGCUUCUUACUCACAUCCAUGGCAUAUGACCGUUGUUUAGCCAUCUACAACCCUCUUAUCUAUGGUUUCAUUAUGAGCAGAAAGCUGUGUACAGAGCUUGUCAUUGUGGCCUGGUUAAGUGGAGCUCUCUAUGCCAUCUUUCACACUAUCAACACCUUCUCUCUACUAUUCUGUGGGCCCAAUGUCAUUGACCAUUUCUUCUGUGACAGCUCUCCCAUUAUGAGACUGUCUUGCAGUGACUCCCAUGUCAAUGAAGAAGUUGGAUUCGCAGUCGGAGGGUGUAUCAUUCUCAGUGCUUUUGCCCUCACCAUAAUCUCCUAUGUUCUCAUCAUCUCUACCAUUGCUCAAAUCCACUCUGCUGGUGGCCGUCAAAAGGCUUUCUCCACCUGUUCCUCUCACCUGGCCACUGUCAUUCUGUUUUAUGUCACUGGGAGCUUUGCUUACCUCACACCCACUUCCCAGUACUCUCCCACUCAAGGACGGUUAGUGUCUGUGUUUUACUCCAUCCUCACACCCAGCCUAAAUCCCAUCGUCUACUGUCUGAGAAACAAAGACAUGCAGAUGGCCCUGAAAAAGCUGUUUUUCUAUCCAAGUAGACAUGUUUUCUUGUAUUGA
Molecule: messenger RNA, 942 nt
Organism: Cercocebus atys (sooty mangabey)
Lineage: Eukaryota; Metazoa; Chordata; Mammalia; Primates; Cercopithecidae
Product: olfactory receptor 5V1-like
Exons: 1
Coding region: 1-942 (313 amino acids)
Biological process (GO): G protein-coupled receptor signaling pathway
Cellular component (GO): membrane
Molecular function (GO): olfactory receptor activity; G protein-coupled receptor activity
Source: RefSeq, a predicted model, not a curated record